Molecule: messenger RNA, 2186 nt
Organism: Populus nigra (black poplar)
Lineage: Eukaryota; Viridiplantae; Streptophyta; Magnoliopsida; Malpighiales; Salicaceae
Product: universal stress protein A-like protein
Exons: 4
Coding region: 496-834 (112 amino acids)
Source: RefSeq, a predicted model, not a curated record
UUAGUUUCUACACGUGCAUAAUGCAUACAAGGAAAAAUUCCAACUUUGACGCGAAAGAGCUCAGCUGUCAAAAGAAUCAAAAACCAAUCUAAGAUCAGAACUAAAACUUUUGUUUGAUUCUUUUGUUGGGUUUUGAACAAUCACAUUAAUGAAUUCUAAAAAUCUUGUAAGGAGAGAAAAACAUACGUUGAAAGCGUUAGAAACCCUUGAAGAGGAUGAAGAGUACAACUGGAAAGAAGUUACGUUACCUUCAUUUAUUCCUGUGGUACCGAAACCAGAACUCGAUAGAGAAACAGGUGAAAGGAGGAGAGGCAGAGACAUUGUGGUAGCCAUUGAUCAUGGGCCUAACAGCAAACAUGCAUUUGAUUGGGCCUUGAUCCAUCUUUGCCGCCUGGCUGACACCAUUCAUCUUGUUCAUGCCAUCCUAGGUAUAUAUGUAAUUAACAAAAAUUAUCCUGUCAUCAGAAUUCGAUUGUGCCUAUGUAAGUAGUUUGUAUGGGUGCAUUUCAUUUUGGAUUAAAAUGUUGGGUUCUUGUAGAUAUGAAAAAUGUCCUUGUUUAUGAUACGACGGAGGGACUCCUGGAGAAGCUUGCAGUUGAGGCACUGCAGGUGGCAAUGGUCAAAACUGUGGCUCGUAUUGUAGAAGGGGAUCCAGGUAAAGUAAUCUGCCGGGAAGCAAACAGGUUAAAGCCAGCAGCUGUGGUCAUGGGCACUAGAGGCAGAGGCUUAAUCCAAAGUGUGCUGCAGGGUAGUGUGGGGGAGUAUUGCUUGCACAACUGUAAAGUGCCUGUCAUAAUCGUUCCUGGAAAAGCCGAGAGCGCACCGUUGAUGUAGUGGAAAUAGCAACAGCAGUCAAGAAAUUGCAAGUCAUGUGAUGGAAAAACAUAUUAUCAGAUAUGCAAUUAGUAAGUUUACUAUUAUUUACAAUACUCCUCGUUAGCAUACAUGAGUUUCUGGGGUGGGAAUGCAAGCCGAUCGAGUUGUAGUGUCGAUUGAUAGCUUGAAGCAGGAAAUCUUUUGUUCUUCAUCCUUUUCUAAGUGUUGUGUCCGUGCUAGGUUUAUUCAACUAACCUGCUGUUGCAAAAUUGUGGUAUUUGAUUAACUGGCUGCAGAAACUACUUCAUGCCAACAAUUGUGCUUUACAAGGAUCGUCAUUGUUAGUCUUCCCAUUUUUUAGCAACUUGGCCUGUUGUUCAAAAUAGCAAGCUUUACCUUUUCCCAAGUUUCAGAUUCUACACAAAACUUGGUUUGUCUCAGGAAUGGCGAUUGCAAUCGUAAUUAUGAUUCCUACACUGCAGACUUGGAUGGAUAGGACUUCUUCAGGUUAUUGUUUUACUAAUUUUGUGGUCUUGUUUGCCUUGGGCCUAAAAUAUUUAACAAAGAUAGAUUUCCCACCAUUAUAUAUUCCAUUCAAAUUCGAGCGCUGAUCACGCUUGCAUAGACCAAAUAUAUCAUGUUGCUUUGUCCAAAGAAUCAAAUAUUAGAUUUGUCUGGGCUAUUUUCAGGAUUCUGGUUACAAUGUAAGGGCAUAAACUUGGGAGAAUACUAGCUCGAAACAAUAUCUUUAGUGACGAACUAAAAUACACACACACUGCCAAAAGAAUCUUUGUGGGUUCUAGCUUUAUAUACCUUGGAAUUGCACUAUGUGAAAGGUGGAGAGAAACUUCAAAGAUUAUGAUGAGAAAAAAACUUCGAAGAAAGCAAAAAUGGGUCCAAGAAAGAGAAAAAGGCUAUAUCAUCUUUCACCAUCCAUAGAAAACAAAGAGAAUCAAAGAGAUCUUGCCUUCGGAUGAGGCCAGGCCCACCAAUUUCACUAUUCUAUAUGGCUUGAAAAUGAAGGCAGCCUGAGGCUCUUGAUAAUCGAAGAACAAGAGGUGCCGUGAAGGUGUAAGCAGUCUCUAGUGGUCCCCUGCGUAUUGCCCAAACCAACUCUGAAAGGCUCCUUUCUUAUUAAUUAAGAUUUGACUAUUAGGAGGUAUGUCUGUUGAUAAUGUGCAUUCAAGAAAUAAACUCUUCACAUAGGCGCAGAGCAAACAACUGCAUGUGAAAGUUCAAGCUUGCUAUUUCACAUUUUGGCCACCUAAACCAUUAAAAUGAUGUCAAGAUUGUAACUUCUUACCAAGAGAAGAAACGAGACGAUAAGCCAAUUUGAGCAUACUACAUUGCAAGUCUCCAAAUGAAAAUCU